Molecule: messenger RNA, 3647 nt
Organism: Lactuca sativa (garden lettuce)
Lineage: Eukaryota; Viridiplantae; Streptophyta; Magnoliopsida; Asterales; Asteraceae
Source: RefSeq, a predicted model, not a curated record
CCGCGUAGAUAUAUUGAAGUUUUGUUUUCAUAUUUGAAGUGCAAAAGUCAAACAUGGCCUAAUUUGAAUUUGGAUUGUAUUGGUUUCAGAAAGCUGCUAGUACACAUUACUGAUGAACUCGUGGCUGAUGUAUUGCCUAAGAGAAACGACUAAACCCUUCUUGUAAUUUGUUUCAUUUUCCUUUUUUAGAAUCCCAUGAACCCAAAAGUUUGAAGCCUGUUGACGCAACCCUAGGCCACGUCGUUUAAGCCAUUAUUUUAAGGCGAUUGUGAGCCGAAUUUAUCAGCUCCUUUAAUCUUUGGAGCUCUUUCUGUUUCCUAUUUUUUUCGACCAUCAAAACGAUGUCUCAUAUAAGACAAUUUGAACACCUCAAAAUAACGUUAGAAGCCAUAAAAUCUGCGACCAACAACUUUGCUGAUGGUAAUUAUGUCGGGCGAGGAGGAUUUGGGAAGGUCUAUAAAGGAAAAAUUGUCCAUUCGGAGGGGCAGUCCAUGGUUGCUAUCAAACGCUUGGACAGAGAAUUUGGGCAAGGAAACCGAGAGUUUUGGAAAGAAAUCACAAUGCUUUCCCUCUACAAACAUGAAAACUUGGUCCAUCUUUUAGGGUUUUGUGAUGAAAGCGAUGAGAAGAUUCUUGUGUAUGAGUUCGUAUCUAACAAGGGUCUAGACUUUCAUCUCAACAACAACGAUCUAACUUGGACCCAACGUCUGAAGAUAUGCAUCGAGAUGGCUCGUGGACUAGCAUACCUUCAUAAUUCUGGCACCGAACUUAGAGUAAUACACCGUGAUAUUAAAAGUUCUAACAUCCUACUAGAUGAAAAUUGGAACGCAAAAAUCUCAGAUUUCGGUCUGGCCAAAUUAGCCCCUGCUAGUAAUUACACAUUUGUUUACACCUCAGUUGUAGGCACGCCUGGAUAUGUUGACCCACUAUAUAAAGAAACCGGGCUUUUGACAAAAGAGUCCGAUGUAUACUCUUUAGGUGUUGUGUUGUUUGAAGUAUUGUGUGGAAGGUUGUGCAACAAGGGUGAUCAGCCUUUAACAAAAUUGGCGCGACAAUACUACAAACUAAACAAAGUAGAUACAAUAGUUUUUUGUAAUAUUAGGGAUGAAAUGAACCCAAAUUCUUUAUUGGCUUUCACAAAAUUGGCGUAUGGAUGCUCGAACAGAGAACGUGAAGAACGCCCGUCAAUAACCGAAGUCGUGAGUACACUUGAAACUGCACUUAGAUAUCAAGCUAUUGUUUCUCCUUCUUCUGGAUGGAUGGCAACUGCUAAUUCUUCCAUGCCACAUGCCUCUGUUGCAGCUGGACCUCCUGGCCUUGUGCAGCCUCCAGUUGCAGCUGCAGUCCUGAAGGAUCCUCAGACACCUUCAAGUGAUCCUGGAUUGGAAUAUGAAGCUGGACCAUCUGAUGAGGAGUUCUUUUCUGCUUCAAGUUAUCCUCCCAAUGCAUACUCAUCAAAUGAUCUUCCAAAAACUGCGGUUAGGUUGCUCAAGCAGGGUUCAAAUGUCAUGUCAAUGGACUUCCAUCCUCAACGACAAACUACUCUCUUAGCCUUGCAGUUGGAAUUGCUAUGAACCAACUAAGAAGAUGAUAUUCAAAACAAGAACAAAUAAUCAAAAUGCUUCCUGUAUUGAUUAAUACCCAUAAACAACACAAGAAAAUCCUAAUGCUUACUAGAAUUUUGAGAGUCUAGUUCUCUCCCAAGAUGCAAUGAUCAGAAAUUUCAGAAAAGAUGAUGAUAGCCUCAUUCCCACUAGGGGUGCAAACGAGCCGAGCCUGGUCAGGCUCGGCUCGAGCUCGUUUAAGUUAUACGAGGCUCGAGCUCGUAAAUAAUUAUACAAGCUUGACUCGGGCUCGUGCUCGGCUUGUUUUUUGUUUGACGUGCCUAAAUAAGCUUAAGCUCGGCUCGAGCUCGUUAAGAAGCUGGUUUACUAAUACCCUAAAUCCAUAAUCCCCAAAUAUGUUUUUAUUUUAAUAUAUAAAAAUAAUAAUAAAUUAUUUUAUAUAAAGGCUCGUUUAGGCUCGCGAGCCUAAUCGAGCUUAGUGACAUAGACUCGAGCUCGAGCUCGUUUAAUAAACGAGCUUAAUAUUAAGCUCGAGCUCGGCUCGGGCUCGUUUAAAAUCGGUUUCGAUUCGAGCUUUUAACGAUCCGAUCUCGAUUAGCUCGCGAGUAGCUUGGCUCGUUUGCACCCCUAAUUCCCACUACCUUCUUAUAAGCACUAUGCUCUAACAAACUAUUUAAGUAAUUACCUAAAAUACGCCUAGCUCCACUAAAUAGAUGCUCACUAGUUUCUGGAAAAACCACCUUGUCCUCAAGGUGGAUAAAAAUGAUGGCCUCUUAUCUUGUCCAUAAUAUUACCAUGGUCUGCAGUCGCCAUAAUCAUUCUUCCCACUUGCGGACUACAUCACGAAUCAUCUUAAUACCAUCAUCAUCGGCCUUGUAGGCCACAACAAUAGGCUCAACAUCACUGUUAUGACCUAUAACCGGUUGGAUUUUCGGGUCCCGUCCUUUGUUAAAUUUAUCAAACAUCCUAUAUUCAAGAACUCGGGCAAGCAUGGUUGUACAAGCUGCCCAAAAGUUAAAAGUGGCAACCGUAUUUUGACACCCCGAGUUACAGCCCUAACUAGUGAACUUGUAAUAUUUUAGUAAAUGUGCAAUUAAUAUUUUACAAACAUUAUGUCUUUAUAUGUGUAUUAUAUAUUUAUAUAUAAUUUUUUUUUUUUUAAUAUCAUGACUCUUACGAGUCGAGGAACCAGUAGAAAAUUUAUCUUAUCAAGUCUCGAGCUGACAACUAUGACUGAUAUUUUCAAAUAAAACACCUUAACUUCUGACGAAGUAGCUGAUGGCACCAGAUUUGACUCCCAACAUUUUCAGUAUUUCCCAGGAAGCAUCGGAAAGCUAUCCGGUGGCGACUGCGGGGGUGGUCUUAGCUGCUUCCUUGGCUGACCUCCUCUGCAAUAGUGGAAUGGAACCACGCUUUCAAGAUAGAAUGAAGCUUCUUAUUCUCUGUACACUUUUUAGUUAUCUUCUCAACUAUUUAGGAAAACUGAGUGCGAAAGUGUUGUUGCAUCUCUGUUAUGGAAGAACACAUUUCCUUCAAUCCUUCUAUUGUUUCCAACCUUUGAGCCAUAAUUCUCAGGGCUAUUGCUCUGAUACCAAUUGCUAUGAACCGGCUAACAAGAUGAUAUUCAAAACAAAAACUGAUAAUCACGAUGUUUCCUGUAUUGAUUAAUACCCAUAAACAACAUAAGGAAACCCUAAUGCUUACUAGAAUUUCGAGAGUCCGCGUCUCUCCUAAGGUACAAUGAUCAGAAAUUUCACAAAAGAUGAUACCCUCAUUCCAACUACCCUCUUAUAACUUACAAGCACUAUGCUGUAACAAACUAUAUAAAGUAAAUACCUAAAUUACCCCUCUACUAGAUAGAUGCUCACUAGUUUGUUAAGUAUCCCAUAUACCCCUUUCUAUAAAACGUGACUUAAGUGGAUGCAUAGCACAGUUGGAACAAAUGUUGGUGAAAUAAGAAUUUGGGAGGUCGGAAUUCAAGAAAGGAUGGUGCAUAAACCCUUCAAGGUUUGGGAUAUAUCUGCUUGCUCAAUGCCUUUCAGACAGCUUUGGCAAAAGAUGCAGCAGUAUCUGUUAAACGGU